Nezara viridula (southern green stink bug) is the source of this 1762-nucleotide messenger RNA. The record is from the annotation of a GenBank genome assembly. NCBI's taxonomy places the organism in Eukaryota, Metazoa, Arthropoda, Insecta, Hemiptera, Pentatomidae.
CAGAGAGCCGUUGAAGAGGGAGUGGUCACUGCUGCUGUGCGCGGUGGGCACGGUGGUGGUGACCCUGCCGAUGGUGAUCCUGGUAUGGUGGCUCAUGAGGGAGCCCGCGCUCUUCCCUCCCAACCCGGAGGUCCCGCUCCCGCCCUCCCCGUCCCUCCUCGAGGAGUUCUACAACUCGGCGGUCUGCACCGAUGGCCCUCCCUGCUCCAAGAUCGGCAGUGAUUUGCUAGCAAUGGGUGGAAGUGCUGUUGAUGCAGCAAUUGGUGCCUUAUUCUGCAAUGGUCUUGUCAAUUCUCAGAGUAUGGGACUGGGUGGUGGAUUUAUCAUGACUAUGUACAUGAAAGGAAAACCAUACAGUCUCAUUGCCAGGGAAACUGCCCCAGCUGCUGCCCAUUUGAGGAUGUUCUCUGGUGAUCAACAACAAUCAAGGACAGGUGGUCUGGCUAUCGGUGUACCAGGAGAGUUGCGUGGGUAUUAUGAAGCAUGGAAAAGAUUUGGCAAAUUAGAAUGGGCCAAACUUGUAGAACCGACUGUUAAGCUCUGCGGUGAAGGCUACGUUCUCUCUCAGCCUCAAUAUGAAUCACUUCUUUUCAGGCCUUCUAUUUCCGAAGAUCCAGUUUUCAGUCAAAUGUUUGUGGACCCUGAGACAAAGCAGUUUUAUCGAAAGGGAACAGUUAUCAAACCAAAAAAGAUUUGUGAUACACUCAGGACAAUAAUGAUUGAGGGAGGUAAUGCUAUUCACAAUGGAUCACUUACAACUCUAAUUGCCGAAGAUAUUGAAGCUUUGGGAGGACUUGUUUCAAAAGAAGACCUUAACAAUUAUAAAGCUGAUUGGAUGGAUCCAGUGAGUAUUACACUAAAAGGAGGUGAAAAGGUAUACUCAGCACCACCUCCUGGAUCUGGACCAUUGGUGACCUACAUUUUAUCUAUUCUCGAUGGUUAUAACAUGUCAAAACCAACUGAUUUAGAUGAAGAGAUAUUAACAGUCCAUAGGAUGUUAGAAGCAUUCAAAUUUGCUUUUGCCAGAAGAACCGAGUUAGCUGAUCCAAAAUUUGUGAACAUUUCACAGUUAGUACAUAAUUUAACAUCUUCUCAGUAUGCAAUGAAAACUCGACUCAGAAUAAAUGAUACAAGAACUUACAAUGAACCGAACUACUAUGGCGCAGUUUUCUACAACCAAGAAGAUCAUGGUACUGCUCACAUUUCUGUCCUUUCUAAAGAUGGUGACGCUGUCUCUGUAACAUCCACAAUUAAUCUUUAUUUUGGGGCAGGUGUAACUUCACCCGGAACUGGCAUUAUAUUGAACAGCGUUAUGGAUGAUUUUUCAAUUCCUGGUGUUGUCAACUAUUUCCAACUCCCUCCAUCUCCAAACAACUUUAUGGAGCCAGGAAAAAGACCUUUGUCCUCAGCCUGUCCGACAAUAGUGGUUGGUGCCGAUGGUGAAGUGAAGCUAGUCGUUGGUGCUUCUGGAGGUACUAAAAUCACUACAGUUGUUGCCUGGGUAAUUAUGAGACACCUUUGGUUUGGUGAAGAUGUCAAACAAGCAGUUGAUGCCAGUAGGAUUCACCAUCAGUUGGCUCCGAUGGAGGUCAGCUAUGAAUAUGGAGUCCUUCAGCAAGUGAUAGCUGGAUUGGAGAAGCUGGGUCAUAAAACAAACAGGUAUAAAGAGCGCGGAUCUGUUGUUUGUGCCAUUGCCAAGAACGGAAGUAUAAUCUUUGGAAAUGCUGACUUUAGGAAAGGAGGAGCAGUAUUUGGAUUGUAA